Coprinopsis cinerea okayama7#130 is the source of this 871-nucleotide messenger RNA. RefSeq lists its product as hypothetical. The record is from RefSeq and is a predicted model, not a curated record. Bases 1 to 609 code for a protein of 202 amino acids. The transcript has 3 exons. NCBI's taxonomy places the organism in Eukaryota, Fungi, Basidiomycota, Agaricomycetes, Agaricales, Psathyrellaceae.
AUGUUGUCUUUCCUGUACACCCUCUUCUCAUUCGCGCUUUUGGUGCACGCGCGGGAUAUCAUCAUCACGGUUGGCGGCAACACAACGGAAAACCCAGGCGCAGUGUUCAGUCCUCAGAGUGUCACAGCUGACUUGGGCGACGUCGUGAUCUUUAACUUCACUCAAGGCAACCAUACUGCUAUCCAAGCGCUUUUCGGGUCCCCCUGCAUCCCAGCCCACGAGAUCGACUCCACAGUCAAUGGAUUCAACUCUGGCUUCAGAGACGCUGGAAACUUUAGCGCUAUCACUCAACUCUCGGUCCCCAUUACCGACCCUAACGCGACCCUCUGGUUCUACGACUACAAUACGUGCGCAGAGGGCGGUGUGGGUGGUAUCAACGUCAACGAGUCCAGUUGGGAGACAUUGGAUGGCUUCACGCGCAAUGCCAUUCGUCUGAACGGAACAGGCGGCGGUGACGCUAGCUCUACCCUGUCCAGGACCUCUCGCCCCACCAGCACUGGUUCCUCGGACGGUUCUGAGCCCACUGAAGAGGAAGGCGCGGCUAGAAGGGCGAUGUCCGUUGGUGUCUACGUGGUGGCACCUCUCUUGGCUUUGGCCGCGGUGUUCUAAACGUGCUGCAAAGGAACUUUCAUUUCAUCAAUCAUGACUCUUCUGUGACAUUCUUUUCUCCGAUACCCGUCCUUAUAUUUAGUCCUUCAGAUGCUUGGGUCAAUUGUUCGAGACGCGGACUUUGCCCACGUCCCCUGCUUCUCGGGAACCUUGCUGACUAUUACCGUUCUACGACAUCCUGUCUCAGUUCCUGUACUUUGACUACGUCCUUUCGUCGAGGUUGACUGCCUAAUUUUACUCAAAAAUUCUUUCGCCCGUUUCA